Messenger RNA from Caenorhabditis remanei, 264 nucleotides. RefSeq lists its product as uncharacterized. Lineage: Eukaryota; Metazoa; Nematoda; Chromadorea; Rhabditida; Rhabditidae. The transcript has a single exon. The record is from RefSeq and is a predicted model, not a curated record. The coding region runs from base 1 to 264 and encodes 87 amino acids.
AUGAAAACCAAACGUCGAAGGCGUGAGGGGCCAAGUUCUGAAACUGAUCCACCAAACCUUUCAAUGACUUAUGUCAAAGAUGAGAUCAUCCGAGAUGAAUGCUUAGUUACUGCUGAUUGUGAUCUGGAUGCCAUUCGUUCACCACAAAGCACUUCGAUCGACAUGAAAAGAGACCAAAUCAAACCUUAUGAAAGAGGAACCCCGUCGGCCGAGAGAUCCACCUCAAUCUUUUUUAAUAUAAUAAAUCAUGAAUCUCUAUUUUAG